AUGAGCUUUGGCCAUUACACCCAGUGCGUCUGGAAAUACACCACCAAAGUCGGCAUGGGUGUUUCCAAGGACAGCAGCGGCACCUCCUGGGUCGUCGCCCGCUACCAGAAGCCUGGCAAUAUGCAAUAUCGGCGAAAAGCCUUAUUAAAGUGUCAACACGAGUAUAGAAGGAUGCUUCGGUUCGGACACGGACAUAAUUCAUCAAGAGAAUCCAGACCCUGA
This is a messenger RNA of Fusarium odoratissimum NRRL 54006, 222 nucleotides long. RefSeq lists its product as uncharacterized. The coding region runs from base 1 to 222 and encodes 73 amino acids. The transcript has 2 exons. NCBI's taxonomy places the organism in Eukaryota, Fungi, Ascomycota, Sordariomycetes, Hypocreales, Nectriaceae. The record is from RefSeq and is a predicted model, not a curated record.